CAGCUAUAAGGCCUCCAGAGAGGAGGGGCCCCACUGCUCCCAGAGACGCCCCAAGAUGAAGACAGCCCUGCUGCUCCUCGUUGCUCUGGCAGUGGCCGCCGGGCCAGCCCGUGCUCUCCGCUGUCACGUCUGCUCCAGCUCCAGCAACUGUGAGAAAGCCCAGAACUGUGCAGCCAGCGCACGCUACUGUCGGACCAGCACCAAGGUGGAGCCCCUGAGGGGGAACCUGGUGGAGAAGGACUGCGUGGAGCUGUGCACGCCCACGAACACCCUGCGGGGCCAGGUGAGCAGCGGGGCGGCCACCACCCUGUGCUGUCAGGACGACUUGUGCAACUGGAGUCUGCAGAGCCGCGCGCCCGCCCGCACCCUGCUCCCCGGCGCUGCCCUCCGCCUGGCGCUGGCCCUCGGCCUCCUCGCCCUCCUCGUGGCCCCCAGCCUGUGA
Mirounga angustirostris (Northern elephant seal) is the source of this 442-nucleotide messenger RNA. It is a transcript of the gene LY6D, whose product is annotated as lymphocyte antigen 6 family member D. Gene Ontology annotation, biological process: lymphocyte differentiation. The coding region runs from base 56 to 442 and encodes 128 amino acids. The record is from RefSeq and is a predicted model, not a curated record. Lineage: Eukaryota; Metazoa; Chordata; Mammalia; Carnivora; Phocidae. The transcript has 3 exons. Gene Ontology annotation, cellular component: cell surface.